GGCUGAGUCACCUGACUAGGAUUCUGGAGGUGUAAUGGCGGCGCCCGUGCUAUGUUCGGGUUGUCCUCAAAGAUGUUGGGCAUUAGUCUGGGUUUACGGCCGUUGUCGCCAUCGAAGAGGGGCUCCGGUUGGGUCCACAUGCAACUGGAUGAGGGGACAGAGUUCAGUGGCUCAGCAGCCCCUCCACACGGCCCGGAAGCCGAGGAAAGGCGAACCUGAAUGGGCUGCUGUCGUAGGUUUGGAAAUUCAUGCUCAGAUUUCCUCCAACUCUAAACUCUUCUCUGGAUCUCAAGUCUGCUUUGCAGCACCUCCAAAUUCUUUGGUUUCUUUUUUUGAUGCUUCCCUGCCUGGAACUUUGCCGGUCCUCAACAGGAGGUGUGUAGAAGCGGCCGUGAUGACAGGCCUGGCUCUGAACUGCCACAUAAACAAGAAGUCCUUGUUUGACAGGAAGCACUACUUCUACGCAGACCUCCCUGCGGGCUACCAGAUUACCCAGCACAGGCUCCCGAUUGCCGUGAAUGGCAGCCUGGCGUACAGCAGUUGUGCGGGGACGAAGCAGAGUCAGAUGACCACCAGGACAGUCAGGGUGAAGCAGAUCCAGCUGGAGCAGGACAGUGGCAAGAGCCUCCAUGAUGACCUGCGCUCCCAGACACUCAUUGAUUUGAAUAGGGCGGGAAUUGGCCUUCUGGAAUUGGUCCUGGAGCCUGACGUGUCCUGUGGAGAAGAGGCAGCAACAGCUGUGAGGGAGCUGCAGCUGAUCCUCCAAGCGCUGGGCACCAGCCACGCAGGCAUGGCAGAGGGCCAGUUGAGAGUGGAUGCCAACGUGUCCGUGCAUCGCCCUGGGGAGCCUCUGGGCAUUCGGACUGAAGUGAAGAAUCUCAACAGCAUCAGGUUCUUAGCCAAAGCCAUAGACUAUGAAAUUCAGAGGCAAAUCCAAGAACUUGAGAAUGGAGGUGAAAUUCUGAAUGAAACACGCUCAUUUGAUUACAAGUUGGGGUGCACCGUGCCAAUGAGAGACAAGGAAGGAAAACAGGACUACAGGUUCAUGCCGGAACCCAACCUGCCCCCCUUGCUGCUCUAUGACACCGCUUCUCUGCCAGCAGGGGCAGACUCCCAGCAGGUGAUCAACAUUGACCAGAUCCGAGAGAGGCUCCCUGAGCUCCCUCGUGUGACACGAGAGAGGCUUGUUCAACAGUAUGGGAUGAGUUGGGAUCACAGCUUCACUUUGCUGAAUGAAGUUGACCUACUGGCGUUCUUCCAAAAUGUGAUGAAAGAAACUAGGGCAGAGCCAAAAAAGGUGACGAGUUGGGUCCUCAACACUUUUCUGGGCUAUUUAAAGCAACAGAACCUGGCUGUCAGGGAGAGUCCUGUCACAGCCUCUGCACUCGCCGAGCUUCUUGACCUGCUGGACAGCAAAGCAAUUUCUUCAUCAGCUGCUAAACAGGUAUUUGAGGAGUUGUGGAAGAAUGAAGGGAAGACUCCAGCACAAAUUGUUUCAGAAAAGAAGCUUGAACUGAUGCAGGAUCAAGAGGCCUUGGAGCAGCUCUGCCACUCUGUGAUGCAGGCACAUCCUCACGUGGUAAUGGAUGUGAAGGGAAACCCCAGAGCCAUAAACAAGCUGAUCGGGCUGGUCCGGAAGGCCACUCUCAGCCGAGCAGAUCCAACUGUGAUAAAGACAAUACUGGAGAGGAAGCUGUCCUCCUCCCAGGGCUCCUGUCCCUCGCCCUGAGGGACAGCAUGAGGGACAGCACGCAGCCCUGAGAAUGCUGACAUGCUGUGCUCUGAGAGCACCUAUCUCCCUCCCCAGCCGGAGCCUCACCGUCCCCACCCUGUGUCCUCGCAAUGCAGUCCGGCCUGUGCCUGUGCCUGGGAUGCGGCCUCCACAGGAAACGGGGCUGUUCCUCCUUUGUUUCAUUCACAGCAAAAGGGUCUCGUGAUGGCUGUAGCCAUGGUUAAGGAAUACCAUACUCUUUUGUUUAGUA
Molecule: messenger RNA, 1982 nt
Organism: Otolemur garnettii (small-eared galago)
Lineage: Eukaryota; Metazoa; Chordata; Mammalia; Primates; Galagidae
Gene: GATB
Product: glutamyl-tRNA amidotransferase subunit B
Exons: 13
Coding region: 35-1729 (564 amino acids)
Biological process (GO): glutaminyl-tRNAGln biosynthesis via transamidation; mitochondrial translation
Molecular function (GO): glutaminyl-tRNA synthase (glutamine-hydrolyzing) activity
Source: RefSeq, a predicted model, not a curated record